CUGCCAGCAGGUGGAGAAGUUUGAAGGGCCUUUUGAUCUUUUAGCCCCCUCCCCUGUCCCUCCUCUGUUUCUUGCCGCUUCUGAAGUGAGGGGUUCUUGCACAAACUUCAUUCCACUCCACAGAGGGACAACAUAUGUUGGAGACCCGGCAGAGGCAGGGAGCAGACAGACGCUUGUGGAGGGUUAUUUUCUUGCAUCUUCAAGACAAAGUAGAUGUUAGUUACAGUCAUGGAUGCAUUAUGUGUGGUGAACCCGUCACUCCUGACCCUGGUGCUCUCCCUUCAUUUGCACUUUUCCCUUUUGGUCGGGGCCGCGAUGGACUCCUGCUAUGACGAAGACGGCAUUCCCAGUCGCUGCAUGCCCAAGUUUGAGAACGUGGCCUUUAACCGCACGGUUGAGGCGUCCAACGUCUGCGGUUCCACACCUGAGGACUACUGCAUGCAGACCGGCUCCACGCGCUCCUGUCACUACUGUGACGCAAAAGACCCGGAGCUGAGUCACAACCCCAGCCAACUGACUGACUUCCACAGGAACGAGGAGCCCACGUGGUGGCAGAGUCAGUCCAUGUUCUACGGCAUCCAGCACCCCAAUUCCGUCAAUCUCACCCUUCACCUUGGGAAAGCUUUCGAGAUAACCUACAUACGCCUGAAAUUCUACACCAGUCGACCCGAGAGCUUCGCCAUUUACAAACGUACGGAGGAGGGGGGCCCUUGGUUGCCUUACCAAUACUACAGCGCCUCUUGCAAGACGACAUAUGGGAAGGAUGCCAAAGGUUAUAUUCGCCCAGGAGAGGAUGAAAAGACCGCUUUGUGUACUGACGAGUUCAGCGAUAUCUCCCCCCUGACUGGAGGAAACGUGGCUUUCUCCACCCUGGAAGGUCGACCCAGCGCAUACAACUUUGACCAAAGCUUGGGUUUACAGGAAUGGGUGACAGCCACAGACCUGCUCAUUUCUCUGGACCGGCUGAACACUUUCGGAGACGAGAUUUUCGAAGAUGCCAAAGUUUUGCGCUCGUACUUCUACGCCAUCUCGGAUUUCUCUGUGGGGGGCAGAUGCAAGUGUAACGGUCAUGCCAGCGAGUGCAUUGAGGGGGAACAUGGUGGCCUGGUCUGUGCCUGCCAGCAUCACACCGCGGGAGCUGACUGCCAGGAAUGUCACCCCUUUUACCAGGACAGACCCUGGGCCAGGGCCACCGGAGACUCCGCCAACGAGUGUUUGAAGUGCAACUGCAACGGGAGAUCAGACCAGUGCGUCUUUGACAUGGAGCAGUACAGGAGCACCGGCAGUGGGGGGCGCUGUGUGGACUGCAGAGACAACACGGAUGGGCCCCACUGUGAGCGCUGCAAGGAAAACCACUACAGAGGAGCACCAGAGGACCCAUGCCUGCCCUGCAACUGCAACGUCAACGGCUCGGUGAGUCUGCAGUGCGAUGCAGAGGGAAGGUGUGCGUGUCGUCCCGGCGUGAAGGGGGACAAGUGUAACAUGUGUCAGGAUGGAUUCCACUCUCUUGGCCCCAGUGGCUGCAGGCCAUGUGAGUGCCACCGCAGCGGGAGUGUUGGCGAGUGCUCUCCACUGGACGGACAAUGCUUCUGUAAGCUGAACGUGGAGGGACACAGCUGUGGAAGAUGCAAGCCAGGAUUUUUCAAUUUGCAGCUCCAAAACCCAGCGGGCUGUCAGCCGUGUUUCUGUUUCGGCCACUCGCUGGCGUGCUCCUCAUCCAAUCACUACACUCCUGUCAACAUCACUUCUGACUUCAUUGAAGAUCAGGACAGCUGGGUGGGGGAGUUCUUUGGAGGCAAGGAGUUUCCUCUGCAGUGGAAGGAGGGUGAAGUCUACCUGCUGCCUCUCACAGAGGACGACACUGGCUUCUACAAAGCUCCUGAUACAUUUCUGGGUCCCCAGAUCUAUAGCUACGGUCAGCCUCUCCACAUCACCUUCACGUCCGAGACCCUUGAUCUCCUCCCCAACAGCAUCACAGUUAUUCUUGAGGGCUCUGGAAUGACCCUGUCAGCUGAUCUUUACCCCAGACCAGUACUCCAAUAUGACCCCAGCAACCCCCCGAUGCAGGAUUUCAUUCUCAGACUUCAUGAAUAUGAGACGAGCUUCAAACCUCGUCUGUCUGCCUUUGAGCUCCAGCAUCUCCUCUACAACCUGACAGCUCUGAAAAUCAGCAAUGCUGGGGGACACAACUACACGUCUCAGCUUGCCAGGGUAACUCUCACCUCCGCUUCCGCCUCCUCCCAUCCGCCGAGUCUCCCCGCUGCGUGGGUGGAACUAUGUUCCUGCCCGCUGGGCUUCUCCGGUCAGUUCUGUGAGCGGUGUGCUCCAGGAUUCACCCGACAAGAACCCAACGGAGGGCCUCUUUCUGCAUGUGUGCCAUGCAAAUGCCACCAACAUGGAAUCUGUGAUCCAGAGACGGGUGUGUGCGAGUGCUCCCACUUCACUGCGGGGAUGACCUGUGAGCGCUGCCUGCCCGGUUACUAUGGAAACGCGCUGAUUGGCACGCCUGGUGAUUGUCAGCCUUGCCCUUGUCCAGACCGCAGCAGCUGUGUCCAAAUUGCGGAGACGGGACAGGUGGUGUGCACCAACUGCCCCGCAGGACAGACAGGGAUGCGCUGUCAGAUGUGCGAAGACGGUUACCAUGGUGACCCCCUGGGACAAUCCGGGACGGUUCGAGCCUGUGUGAGGUGCAACUGCAACGGCAACGUGGACUUCAACGCAGUGGGGAUAUGCGACCACUUCACCGGGCGGUGUCUUAAGUGCAUGGGGCACACAGAGGGUGACCACUGCCAGCGAUGCCAGCGGGGUUUCUAUGGCAACGCCCUGGAGCAAACAUCUGGCCAGAAGUGCAAGCCAUGCAGCUGCAGCCCUGCUGGAACCUCUGGGCUUGUAAAUGAAUGCCACCCUCAAACAGGAAGCUGUCACUGCCUCAGUCAUGUGACCGGCCGGGACUGCAGUUCUUGUGAAGUUGGCUUCUUCAACCUUCAGCCGGGUUUUGGAUGUGAGAGGUGCAAAUGCAGUCCAAUUGGCUCCACUUCCCAGGCUUGCCAUCCAGCCACAGGUGAGUGUGUGUGCCGUCCAGGAGUGGAGGGGACGCUGUGCGACUCUUGUCGUCUGGGAUUCUUUGGAUUCUCAUCACGAGGUUGCAGAGCUUGCAACUGUGACCCAAUGGGCUCCGUUUCCAUGCAGUGCCACGGUAACGGUACCUGCCAGUGUCGGCAGGGCUUUGUGGGUUACAAGUGUGACAAAUGCGAGGUGAAUUAUUUCCACAACAGAGCCACUCAUCAGUGCGAGGAAUGUCCAGUUUGCUAUAGCCUUGUCAAGAAACAGGCUGAGAAACUUCAGGCUCGCCUGCAGGAUUUGGAGAAGCUCCUUGCUCACUUUGAUUGCCGAGGUAGACUCGGAAGGAAGCCAAACCUGCAGAAGUAUCAGAUGGCUGGGCUUUACCAGCAUGACCGGCUCCAGGGGGAGGAUUCUCUUCCCAACGCUCUGGAGGAUUUUCUGGCCUUCCAAGAAGCACGGGAGGCCUUCAUAAAACAAUUUUCCUCGCUGGAAGCAGCUACAGGCACACUUUCAGCGCAGCUGCAUGGCCUUACAUUCACUUUGAACUGCAGCAUCAGCGUGACGCAGGCUCAGGGAAGUGAUGGGAGGAAGGAUGAAAGGCACGGAGGAGUGUGUCGCACCUUUACGGACGCUCUGCUCAUGAUCAAAGCGGCGGAGAGGCGGCUGAAGCGGGCCACACUGGACCUGGACAACAUGAUCUUUCCUUUUGAGACGAUGCCAAUGCCAAACAAAUGGAACCUGAUGGUCAAUGAGUCGCAGGUGCUCAUGGAAAGCCACAGAGAAAUGGCGGACCUUAUUGAGGCCGUGGCCACCAGGGCGCUACAAGCCUCAAAGCAGACUUUCAGCCUCCUGAUGGAUCUACUGCGGGACAACUCCACAGAGGAGUACAUCAGGAAUCUAACGGAGCAGAUUGCACAGAUGCAGCAGCAGAAGGAGAACUUAACUCUGCAGCUGAAUGAUACCGCAGCCAAACAGCAGGCCCUGCAGGAGGAAGAUGCCGUUUUAAGGCUCGCCCUCGACAACAUCACAUCAUCCUUUCAUCAGCUGCUUCUGACUGAUGCCAGAAUAUCAUCAGAGGACGGCCAAACAAAGUUCAACCAAACAAGUGCGAGCAACGACACCGCUGAGUGGGGUGAGAACCUUCUAAAAAAAGCAGAGGAGCUCAACCAGCAAAUUCAGACGGAAGACGGCCUCAUCGGGAGGAUCAGGGAGGAGAUGGAGCCUGAGAUACUCGCGGCCAGGGAGAACCUGAGGAAAGCGGAGAGCAUCGAUCAGCUGAAGGCUGAAGCUCAAGAGUUAAACGUCCUAGCGUUAUCCUCGGUGGUGAUGGGGAAGGAGGUGGAAGCAGAAACCAUCAGCUUGUACAGACGUCUGGAAAACACGGUGGAAGAGUGGCCCCACCUGCAGGCUCAGACCAAAGCUGCAGUGAAGAAGGAGAAACACCUGAGAGAAAAGGUCCUCCCUGAUGUCAGAAGGAAGCUCUCGCAGGUUGAGAAGAACCUACAGCCAGCUGUGGAAAACACCAACAUGUCAAAUAAUGCUACCAAGGAGGCAAAGCAAAGGACUCAAAAUGUAGAAAAGGAGUCCAAAGCGGUUCUGAUCCAAGCCAAGCACACCAGGACUUCCUCUGGUCACCUCAGCGCCCACAUAGACUCUGCUUUACAGCAGCUGUCUGAGCAGGAGUUGCAGCUGAAGGAGGCAAAGAUCCAGAUGCCCUCGGAGCCUGAGGUGUCCCUGACCAGCAUAAAGGAGGACGUGGAGACAGCCAAACUCCAGCUGGAGGCUUACUCUGCUGCACUCACCGAGCUAAUCAGCAAGAUUGAUGGGAGCGUGCCACUGGAGCGGUUUGAUCGGAUCUUAAACGAGACAGCACGCCGCCUGAGCAUGCUGCGCGGGAGUGUGGAGAGCCCGACGCUGAGCUCAAAGAUCCAGAAGCUGAACGCGGCUGCGAAGGAGCAGAGGAGCCGCCUGUCCCUCAUCGAGCAGGACAUACAGGAGAUCAGAGAGGAGAGGGACAGCCUCAGAGACAUCACCCUAAACCUGCCCCAGUCCUGCAUCCAGAGUCCAGGGGCCGGUAAACCCUAGACGAUGGAGACCAUGGUUACUUACUGAGAAAACUGCUCAACACAAGAGGAUUUGUUUCGGUCAUUCGUUUGGUUAGAUUUUAUAUAAUUAUUUUAUUUUCUCAUCUAGGUUUCAUCUAAAGCUACAUAUGAUUUUACCACCACAACUUUUUUAAGACUUUCUUUUUAGGCUCUACAUAAAAAUAAAAAUAAAAAAAACACAGCUAUAUAUAUAAUAGGUCAAAUUUUGACCAAUCAGGGACUUGGAUUUGGUAGGCACAUAUGCAUCGCCCCUCUAAAUUCACAGAAGUACCAACUUUUUGAAAGUUGAUCAUGGAUGACAAAUUAAUAUGUGCAGUUUAUAUGACACUAUUUUUAUCGGAGAGGGUUUUUACGAUGCUGCCAUUUUGCUCUGAAGUUUAGAAUAAUCCAGAUUCUCCUGUGUUAGGGUGAAACUCCAGAAUAUAAUUUUCUAUCAUCAUCCCAGCUUAUUAUGGCCUCAGUAGGUCAGGUUUCAACACUAAAUCAUGAAUAGAUUUUUUUCACUUGUUUUCCUCUCUGUUGAGCAGUUUUUGUUUAUUUUUUAUUUUCAUGUCAUCAUCAUGAGCCGCAAACAAGUAUUCAACCAUGUACUGCCUUGUAAAUGAUCACACAUUCUAGCUGAUUCAAACAUAUCAUUUUACAGGUAUUCUGGGUCAAUUUUACAACAAAAUAUUCUUGAAGUGACCAAAAGAAAAGAAUCACAUUGUACUGUAUUUAUCUGCUAACAGAAAUUAAGAGUACACCUAAACUACUUAGAAAAAAAAGAAUGUUUCCUCUGUGUAUAAAACUGUUAUGGAACAUCAAUGCACUAGAAUAUACUGUGACUCAACCAGAGAUGAGAGAGCUGCUCAAUGCAGGGGAUUGUGUAAACCUUUAAAUGGAGGAUGUGGCACAAUAAACUCUGUCUCUGCCAGUU
Oryzias melastigma (Indian medaka) is the source of this 6084-nucleotide messenger RNA. RefSeq names its product laminin, gamma 3 (gene lamc3). The transcript has 28 exons. The coding region runs from base 214 to 5148 and encodes 1644 amino acids. The record is from RefSeq and is a predicted model, not a curated record. Lineage: Eukaryota; Metazoa; Chordata; Actinopteri; Beloniformes; Adrianichthyidae.